Molecule: messenger RNA, 1753 nt
Organism: Formica exsecta
Lineage: Eukaryota; Metazoa; Arthropoda; Insecta; Hymenoptera; Formicidae
Exons: 9
Coding region: 577-1743 (388 amino acids)
Biological process (GO): detection of chemical stimulus involved in sensory perception of smell; sensory perception of smell
Cellular component (GO): plasma membrane
Molecular function (GO): olfactory receptor activity; odorant binding
Source: RefSeq, a predicted model, not a curated record
UACUGAAGCAACUCACGAUAUCAGGACAUCAUUCAUAUCAAGAUCCAGCAAUAACAGAUUCACGCAAAGUCCCAAUAGAUAUUCUUAGAAAAUAAAAAUGUGAAGGCCGUUGCCUGUGCCAAAUAUUUAUUUAAGAAAAUAAAAUAUAUAUGUCAAUAUCGCAUAUCGGAGAUCUGUUACAAGCAAUUUCAGUAUGUCACACUUCGCACACACUUUGGUGUAUCAUGUCUCGCAAUAAUCUAUAUACAGACAUCCUAGUAUUUACAUCGGACAACUAAAUAUAAGAAUAGAAGGCUGGGUAUGCAUUUAUUUCUUUAGAUAUUAUAAUCGAUACAUUCCGCACGAUAACACAUCAUCUCUACCACUUGACAGGUUGUCAUUUACUAUCGCAGUGUAUGCAUUACGUAACGUGACACGUGAGAUUAAAGGUUUUCAUGUAAGUAACAUGUAGUAUUUUCACAUAUGACACUCUAUUCUUUUCUAGUGAAAUAUUUGUUUGUUCUUUACAUCGGAAAACGAGACCAAAAAAUGUAAUCGACUACGCACCGUCGAGGAUAAAGUAUCGCUCAAAAAGCUAUGGAGCUCGUCUGGAAUUAUUAUUACAGCAUUACGAAAAGAAUGCUAUCAUUAGUUGGUCAGUGGCCUUAUCAGAAAAGAGGAGAGAGGUUGUUCCGAAUGAUUCUAGUGACUAUGACUGAGCUUUCUGUGAUGGUUACGCAGGUAGGAAGAUUCAUUCAAUGUGACAAAAACGCGCGAUGUAUCUUAAUAGGUAUACCGACGUAUCUAAUGUACACUGUAAUUAUGGUGAAGCUAUUCACAUGUCAAUUUUAUAGUAACAAAAUUAAACAUCUCACCGAUCAACUAUGUAGCGAUUGGACAAAUUUGAAAAGCUUGGAAGAAUACGAAAUUAUGAAAACGUAUGCAGCAAAAGCAAGAUUGAUUUCUUUGAUUUAUUCCUCAUAUUAUUACAUAUGUUGUCCCCUGUUUAUGCUAUUUAGUCUUACACCGAAGGUAUUAGAUAUCGUAUUGCCCCUCAACGAAUCCCGCCCUAUAAUAAUGCCUCAGGAAUGUCACUAUUUCGUUAGCGACGACAGAGAAUACUUCUAUUACAUUCUUUUCCAUGUUGCAAUAUCUAUAAUAAUAAUUAUAACGGGACUACUCGCGCAUGAUUGCAUGAUCUUGACUUACAUCGAACACGUUUGCGGCAUCUUCGCUGUGGCUGGAUUUCGUUUCGAAAAUUUGGCACAUAAUACCGACGUAGAGAAUAAUAAUACAAAGAUAUACAAUCAAAAAAUAGCAUUAUCUGUUUGUGCACAUUGGCGAGCUUUACAAUUCGCGGAGCUCCUUGAAAAUACCUUCUCUGUAGCUUUAGUUAUACAAAUGUUUAUAGUUAUCGUAGCGAUGAGUAUCACCUUUGUGCAAAUGGCGGUGCAAUUAGAAAACAUUAUUGAAACGACGAGAUACAUAGCAUUUGUUGUUGGUCAGUUAAUUCAUAUAUUCUGCUUUAGUCUGCAAGGCCAAAAGUUGAUAGACCACAGUUUACGAAUGCAUGAUAAGAUAUAUAAAUGUGCCUGGUACAAAAUACCCGUGAAAUCGCAAAGAUUGGUUCUAAACAUCAUGAGAAGGAGCAUGCAACCGAAUAUUUUGAGUGCAGGCAGGAUAUAUAUUUUCUCAUUGAAAAGCUUCAUGACGGUUUUACAAUCCUCGAUGUCAUAUUUUACCGUACUCGCGUCCUUCCAGUAAUCAAUGAUCA